GGUGAUGAUGUCACUGUGGGCGGAAGUGAAGGAGUGUUCCAGAAAGAGCGGCGAGUGCGCGAGACACAAACACACAGGAGUAUAACAAUAAGAACUCUUAUAUUUAUAAUAUUAACAGAGAUUAACGGAGCAGACGCGUGAGUGACCGCCAUGACGACCAUCGAUUACAGUGUGUGGGAUCAUAUCGAGGUGUCCGACGAUGAAGAUGAUACUCACCCAAACAUCGACACACCGAGCCUGUUCCGCUGGACACACCAGGCGCGGGUGGAGCGUAUGGAGGCGUUCCUGCAGAAGGGCGAGGAUCUGGAGAAGGGUCUGGCGGAGAGCCGCAGGAAGCUGGCCGAGGCUCAGCGGCGGGUUCAGGAGCUCAGCUCAGCCUCCACCCCUGAGUCCAGAGCCCAGCUGACCUCAGCCCAGGACGAGGAGAAGCAGCUGAGACGGGAGGAGCGCGCCUGGGAGAAGAAGAUGGAGGAGCACCGGCGGGAGGAGAAGAAGAUGCCCUGGAACGUGGACACGCUCAGCAAGGAGGGCUUCAGCAAGAGCGUCGUCAACAUCAAGCCAGAGAAGACGGAGGAGACAGAGGAGGAGAAGGAGGAGAAGCACAAGGGCUUCGUGGAGAAACACGAGAAGCAGAUCAAACACUUUGGGAUGCUGCGGCGCUGGGACGACUCUCAGAAGUACCUGUCUGAUAAUCCUCACCUGGUCUGUGAGGAAACGGCCAACUAUCUGGUCAUCAUGUGCAUCGAUCUGGAGGUGGAGGAGAAACAUGCGCUCAUGGAGCAGGUGGCCCAUCAGACCAUCGUGAUGCAGUUCAUCCUGGAGCUCGCUAAGAGUCUGAAGGUGGAUCCUCGCGGCUGCUUCCGCCAGUUCUUCGCCAAAAUCAAGACUGCAGACCAGCAGUAUCAGGACGCCUUCAAUGACGAGCUGGAGUCAUUCAAGGAGCGAGUGAGGGGACGAGCCAAGAUCCGCAUCGAGAAGGCCAUGAAGGAGUAUGAGGAGGAGGAGCGGCAGAAACGACUGGGUCCCGGCGGUCUGGAUCCAGUGGAGGUGUACGAGACACUGCCUGCGGAGAUGCAGAAGUGCUUUGACGAGAAAGACAUUCAGAUGCUGCAGGAUGCCAUUAGCAAGAUGGACCCCACGGAGGCCAAACAGCACAUGAAGCGCUGCAUCGAAUCGGGUCUGUGGGUGCCCAACGCUCGAGCGGACGAGGAGGGAGAGAAGGAGGGAGAGAAGGAGGGAGAAGAGCCACAGGGCGAGGAGGAUCAGUGAGCGCCUGACCCCUGACCCCGCUCAGGUGCAGAGUGUGAUGGAGCGCUGAGGACUGCAGCACCUCUCUCUUCUCUCAUUCUCUCUGUCUGUUAUUUAAGCAGUGGCCCGUAGACUCUCUCACACGUUCUCCCGCUCUUCUACAGCUAGAUUGAUCGGCCGAAUGAAGAUCUGCAGUAUUAUAGAUCAUGGAGACGGUCCAGAUUAAUUCUAAUAAUCAGCUGAUUUAGUUGAUGGAUGCUGGUUUGGUCUCUUCAUGUUCAUAUUGUUCACUCUGCUCUCUUAGUGCUCUGUGUUCAGUUUUUAUCAGAAUAAAAUUGUGGGCUGAUGGGAAA
Puntigrus tetrazona (Sumatra barb) is the source of this 1601-nucleotide messenger RNA. RefSeq names its product cell division cycle 37 homolog (S. cerevisiae) (gene cdc37). The transcript is spliced from 8 exons. The record is from RefSeq and is a predicted model, not a curated record. Gene Ontology annotation, cellular component: cytoplasm. Gene Ontology annotation, biological process: protein folding; protein stabilization. Gene Ontology annotation, molecular function: protein-folding chaperone binding; heat shock protein binding; protein kinase binding. NCBI's taxonomy places the organism in Eukaryota, Metazoa, Chordata, Actinopteri, Cypriniformes, Cyprinidae. The coding region runs from base 151 to 1269 and encodes 372 amino acids.